Molecule: messenger RNA, 570 nt
Organism: Cordyceps militaris CM01
Lineage: Eukaryota; Fungi; Ascomycota; Sordariomycetes; Hypocreales; Cordycipitaceae
Exons: 2
Coding region: 1-570 (189 amino acids)
Source: RefSeq, a predicted model, not a curated record
AUGUACAGCCAUCGCCCUCAUCCUCUCUUGGAGCAGGUGCCGCUCACAGUAUCGCCGUUUGUCUCUCUUCCGACCGCUACGACGCUCUCCUACACAUACAAGACAAUGCCGUCCAGCAUCCCGCCCUCUGCGCUCGGCAUCCCGACAGCCUCCUCGUCCGGCGAGGGUGCCGCCGCGGGCGCAGCCGACCAACCGAAGCCGCGCUUCGUCGUCUCGCAGACGGGCACCGCCGCGCACCCCGACGACAUUGUGGCCUCGUGCCAGGCGCUGCGCGCACACGUGGCCCGGCUGCAGGAGGACGCGGACCGCGAGCUGCGCGAAUUCGAGGAGCGCAUCCGCGAGAGAGACCUCGCAGAAAAAAGACGGCUCGCACCGGGCUGGCUGGACAGCGACGCACGCUUACUGCAGCCGGAAAAGGGCGCGGCAGCCGCGGCCGCGGCGCGACAGGCGGAGAACGAGCUCAUGGUCGGCGAGCCUACUACCGGACAGGCUGGCGCUACGACGACUACGGACGAGGGAGCUGCGCUAGACAGGGCGUUUGGUGGGAUGAACAUGAAAGAACGGACAUGA